Molecule: messenger RNA, 594 nt
Organism: Vairimorpha ceranae
Lineage: Eukaryota; Fungi; Microsporidia; Nosematidae
Product: nuclear transport factor 2 domain-containing protein
Exons: 1
Coding region: 1-594 (197 amino acids)
Source: RefSeq, a predicted model, not a curated record
AUGACUGGGUUCAUUACACCGGAUGAACAAAAUUUUCUUUCUUUUUAUUACGAAAGUCUUUGUAAUGAUUUAAGUAGAUUAAAUAGGCUUUACAACAACAAAUCAACACUUACUAUAUCUUUUGAAAAUGGAAGUAUAACUUGUUACACGGAUAAUUUUGCUAGUCGAUUAAAAAACAAUACUAAAAAAUCUAUUUAUAAAGUCUUAAUAUCGAAUAUGGUAUCACAAAAGAUUGAUAAUAAUAUUAUUGGACUAAAUGUCUUAGGUCAGUUUGUAUUUUCAGAUAAAAAUCAAAAAAGAUUUUCACAUAAUUUUAUUUUGCAAAAAACGGAAGGAUUUUUUACGAUUUUGGCUGAAAAUGUAGUUAUUUUAAAUGAAGAAAUUAUUUAUGAAAGUAAAGAUUUUUAUAUUCUUAAAAUUAAUAAAGCAGACAAAACAAUUAAUGAGAUUAUUAAUAUUCUUGAAGAAUACGGUGAGAUAAAAAGUAUAGAAACAAAAAAUGAAAUAUUUUUAUGUAGAAUGGGACGAUUAGAUACUGAGAUGGAAGACUUUUUAAAUAAGAUUCAUAAUAAAGGACUAAGUGUUUUGCUUUAA